ACAAGGUGUUAACUCAGUAGAAUUGAGAUAAUGAUUUCUAGUUUUCACGUACUUGGUAGAGUUCUACAAGUCGACACCUAUUCUACAAGUCGACACCUAUUCUACAAGCUUGACACCUCCCAUGAUGUACUUAUAAUAGAGUAUAUAAGAGCUAAGAGAUCUGGAAGGGGAGACAGACUUGGAGCUCUAGAUGACAGAGAAGACCAGAGAAGACCAGAGAAGACCAGAGAAGACCAGAGAAGACCAGAGAAGACCAGAGAAGACCAGAGAAGACCAGAGAAGACCAGAGAAGACCAGAGAAGACCAGAGAAGACCAGAGAAGACCAGAGAAGACCAGAGAAGAGAGACCAAAAGAGCAGAAGCUAUGGCCUCCUAUCACAUUUCAAAUCUUUGGGAAGAGCUGAAGUGCCCCAUCUGCCUAGAUUUCUUCACAUGUGCCACAUCUAUAGAAUGUGGUCACAAUUUUUGUGCAGAAUGCAUCCAUGCACUUAUGAUCAAGACUUCAAAGUCCAGAUUUCGAUGUCCCAAGUGUCACAAGAAGUGUACGGAGAAUACCCGGCCUAAUAGACAACUGGGGACAGUAGCACAAUCCUUCAAAUUGCUCACACUUCACAUGACCAGGAACUGGAAGCUGAGAGAUGUGAUCAGGAGAAAAUUCUACGAGGAAAUCUUUCUGGAUCCUGAAACUGCCUGUCCUGAAAUCGUUGUAUCCGCAGAUAGGAAAACAGUAAGAAGAAAAGCUAAAUGGAAGAAGCUGUUUUGGAAGAGAUCUAAUCUAUGCGGUGCUGUUCUAGCAACUCAGAGCUUCGAGUCUGGGAGACAUUAUUGGGAGGUGACAGUGGGAAACAGUUCUGCUUGGGAUCUUGGUCUUUGUCAGAACUCUGUGAAAAGAAAGGGGAAAGUUUCACCAUCUCCUUCUACUGGACAUUGGCUUUUGAGUCUAAGACAAGAAACAUAUAUUGUCUGUACCAUGCCUAGGAUGAGCAUUCCCAUACCAAAGAAGCUCUACAAAGUGGGGAUCUUUUUGGAUUACGAGGCAGGUGACAUAACGUUUUAUGAUGUAGACAACAGAUGUCUCAUCUAUACAUUCACCAGUUCCUUUUCUGAGCCUCUCUUGCCUAUGUUUUCCAUCGGCCUCAGCUCCAAGAAUGAAAAUGUUCUGACCAUAGACCCGGUACCAGAUGAGGCUGCAGAAUCCCCAGAACAUGCAUAACCAUGAUCAUAACAUUUGCUUGGAGAUUUCUUUUAGAAAGGAACUCAGACCCUGACUUUUUAUCUCACUUUGGGAGCAGGGAGAAAUUUGUCUUAUUUUGAA
Molecule: messenger RNA, 1315 nt
Organism: Antechinus flavipes (yellow-footed antechinus)
Lineage: Eukaryota; Metazoa; Chordata; Mammalia; Dasyuromorphia; Dasyuridae
Product: E3 ubiquitin-protein ligase TRIM39-like
Exons: 1
Coding region: 191-1213 (340 amino acids)
Molecular function (GO): protein binding
Source: RefSeq, a predicted model, not a curated record